Esox lucius (northern pike) is the source of this 5454-nucleotide messenger RNA. It is a transcript of the gene srebf2, whose product is annotated as sterol regulatory element binding transcription factor 2. The record is from RefSeq and is a predicted model, not a curated record. Gene Ontology annotation, cellular component: nucleus. The transcript is spliced from 19 exons. NCBI's taxonomy places the organism in Eukaryota, Metazoa, Chordata, Actinopteri, Esociformes, Esocidae. The coding region runs from base 251 to 3748 and encodes 1165 amino acids. Gene Ontology annotation, molecular function: RNA polymerase II cis-regulatory region sequence-specific DNA binding; protein dimerization activity; DNA-binding transcription factor activity, RNA polymerase II-specific. Gene Ontology annotation, biological process: positive regulation of cholesterol storage; positive regulation of transcription by RNA polymerase II.
UUGUAAAUGACGUAAUUCGUGGAAAACAAGAUGGCGACGUCUAAAUCGUAAAUGUGUUUAUCUAAAUAGAUAUCUGCCUUUCUGAGGCAUCAAUUAAGUGUUCCCGUUAAUCGGACAGCUUAAUAUCAUACGAGAUAAGAUAAAGAGACAACUGGCUUUGUUAACGACUGAAACAUAUCUGGACUGGUCUUGAUUAUUUCCUUAGCAGCCUCGGGUUAGAGCCGGGAGACGAGGUUCUGAGGAUCACAGGAUGGACGGCAACGCCAACGUUAGUGGAGAGUACAUCUCGACUAUGGAAAAUAUGGACCCGACUUUGUCAGAACUUGGGGACGAAUUUACACUGGGAGAUAUCGAUGAGAUGCUCCAAUUUGUCAGCAACCAGGUGGGGGACUUCCCUGACCUCUUUGAGGACCAGAUGGCCACGGCGAGCUCCCUCCAGAACGGAGCAGGCGCCCCCCCGCGUCCUGCACCUCAGCCCCCACAGACCCCCACCACAACGGUGUACCAGAACACCAACGUCACCCUCACGCCCACCCACACCUUGGCGCCCAUGUCCAUGCCCCUCACACCGCCCCAAACCCCAGUCCAGACGUUGUCCUCUGGGCAGCAUCAGGUCCGCACCCCUCCCCUGCUCCAGCCCCGGCCUCAGAUGCAGGCCAUCCAGCCCCAGCAGCAGCCCACCAUCCAGGUCCAGACCCAAAGCAUCCCCAUGCAGACACACAGCUUCCCAGUGCACACCCUAGUCCAGACCCACAACCAGACCCUGCCCAUCCAGACCCAGGCCCAGACGGUGAUGAUCACAGCCAAUGGUGGCCAGUCCCGCUUUAUCCAGAACCCCGUCAUUUGCCACCAGAGCCCCACUACAGGCUUCCAAGUCCUUCAGCCUCAGAUGCAGAGCAUAAUGACAUCACCACAGCCCAUGACCAUCCAGCACCAGAGAAUACUGCAGACAGGCCAGACAAUCCAGACCCUCUCCACAGCGCCCACUACAGUCCACACCAUGCAACAGCAGGUUCAACAGGUACCCCUUCUAGUCCACCAGCCCCAGAUCCUGAAGACUGAGAAUCUGGUCCUGACGACCCUGAAGCCUGACGGCACACAGGUUCUCUCCACCAUGCAGAACCCCGGGAUCACCACCUUGACGCACCCCAUCCAGACCCAGACUCUACAGGUACCGGUCACCGUUGACUUUAACCACUCGCAGACUCUGAUGGGCAGUAACAUCCUGACCACCGUUCCUGUCAUGAUGGGGGGUGGAGACAAGCUGCCAAUCAAACAGCUGUCGUCAGGCUCCUCCAACUGUGGAGGCGGGGCCAGGCAGGUGAUGGACCAGGGGAUGGUGAUUGGUCCAGGGGGCCAGGUGAAGGAGGGAGAGAGGAGGACCACUCACAACAUAAUCGAGAAGAGGUACCGCUCCUCCAUCAACGACAAGAUCCUGGAGCUACGAGACCUGGUCGUGGGCGGCGACGCAAAGAUGCACAAGUCAGGAGUCCUGAAGAAAGCCAUCGACUACAUCAGAUAUCUGCAGCAGGUCAACAACAAGCUACGGCAGGAGAAUCUGGCCCUCAAGAUGAACAGCAAGAACAAGUCAGUGGUGCUGUCUGAUGACGUUGAGAUGAAGCCAGAGGUGAUGAUGAUGAUGUCACCUCCCGCCUCCGAGUCCGGUUCGGGUUCUCCUCAUGGGUUCUCUCCGUACUGUAUCGACUCAGAGCCUGGCAGCCCCUUACUGGACCAUGAGCAGUUGAAGAGCGAGCCUGGCUCGCCCUCCUCCGUGGGUGUGAUGGAUCGCUCUCGUCUUCUCCUUUGCGCCCUCACUUUCCUCUGCCUCUCCCUGAACCCCCUGCCAUCCCUCCUGGGGUCGGAGUCGCAAGGCAGCUCCGGUUUCUCCUCCACGCACGGAGCGUCCAGGACCCUGUUCUCCUUGCCCAGCCAGACCCAGAACUUUGCUUCCUGGCUUUGGUGCCUGUUGCCGUGGGUGACGGUGUGGGUGUUGAGCGGUGUUGGGGCGGUGUGGGGCUGUGUUCGGGUCCUCUACCUCUGGGAGCCUGUCACUCCCCUUCACUCACCCAAGUCCGUCUCCUUCUGGAGGCACCGUAAACAAGCCGACCUACAUCUCCAGAGGGGGAACUAUACCGAAGCUGCGGACAGUCUGGAGACCUGCCUGUCAGUCUUGACCAGAGCCCUGCCCACCACCCGCCUGGAGCUCCUCUUCUCCCUCUCCUGGAACCUGAUUCGCUACUCCCUGCAUCGCCCGACCCCUCUCGGCUGGCUGGUUCGCCUGGUUGGUGGGAAGCAUGAGGGGGAGGAGUCCAAGACCAGCGCCCGAGACGCAGCUCUGGUCUACCAUCGUCUGAGCCAGCUGCAGCUUACAGGAAAGCUUCCCCACCACAGUGGUCUCUGGGCUCUGUCUCUGUCCAUGAGUGCAGUCAACCUCAGUGACAGUGCCCAGGGCAAGAUGGCUCCCGCCCAGCAGGCCCAGAUCUACGUCACCACAGCCACAGCCCUGCGCACUCUGCUGGGACACCACCUCUCUUGCCUGCCUGGUUACCUUUUGAGCUGUGCUGAGGGUGUGGCCAGCCAAUCGGAGUCCAAGCCUAUCCCUGACUCUCUGCACUGGCUCUUCACACCAUUGGGCAGGCAGUUUUUCCUCAGCUGUGACUGGUCUGUGAAGUCUGAGAGCAGAGAGGGUGUUUACACCUCUCAGAGAGACCCAGCUGACCCGAUUGCCCAGCUACAUCGUAGCUUCUGUGAGAAGCUGCUGGAGAGAGCCGUGCAUUCCCUCAUCCAGCCCCACACCGACACCAAGCCCAGGAACAACUCUGGGGAGUUCUCCAGUGCCUUGGAGUUUAUCCAGCUGUUGAAUGGUUGCACGGAGGAGUCCUCCUCCCCCUCUCCUCCCUUCCCAGCCCCACCCAAUCACACCACCACGCCAGUGGUGGAGCCAGUGAGUCGCUGGUGGGCGUCGGUCCUAAAGGCAGCUGUCCAUUGGCUACAAGGGGAUGAUGUUGCCGUGCGGUUACUGGUGUCUGAGGCAGAGCGCAUGCCCAGAGCUCUACACACCCUGGACCAUCCAUUGCCCAAGGCGGUCCUGCUCUUAUGUAAGGCCGUGAAUAUGAGCCUGUCUCCACUGAAGGGGGACGGGACAGUGGCGUGUCUGGCUCAGUGUGACCGGGCCAGCGGGCACCUGCGUGCCAGCAUCUCCAUCCCCCUGACCACCCAGUCUGGCAACUGGCUCAACAAGGGGGUGGAGCUCCUUUGCUGUGACCUUUUGCUGACCCUCAGGACCAGCCUAUGGCAGAGAGGGAGCGGCAGCAACGGAGAGCAAGGCCCCGCCCCUGGUUCCCAGCUGACCGGAUUCCAGCGGGACCUGAGCUCACUGCGCAGGCUGUGCUACCGGCAGGCGCAACACAAGGUGUUUCUGCAUGAGACCACAGUGAGGCUGAUGGCUGGCGCCAGUCCCACCCGCACACACCAGCUCCUGGAGCACAGCCUGCGGCGCAGGAUCCACAGCCCAGACCAAACCAACGCAGAGGACAACUGCGUCUUGGGUGAGCGUGAAAGGGCUCACGCCAUCUUGCUGGCGUGCCGCCACUUGCCCUUACCCCUGCUAACCCCCCCCGGGCACCGUGCCCGCCUGCUGGCCGAGGCCAAACGCACCCUGGAGCGCGUGGGCGACCGCCGGUCUCUUCAGGACUGCCAGCAGAUCUUGCUCCGGCUCAGUGGGGGCACCACUAUCGCUGCCUCCUGAGGACCCCCCCCCCCCCCCCCCUCAAACAGACCUCCCAGAAUUUACACCCACCCACACACAUUCAAACUGACAGCUCAUCUACUCACUCCGAGCAGACCCAUCAAUGAUGAGUCAUCCUCCACCACAAAUCUGAUAUUACCCAACUCCCAGAAGUGUCGUCUUUGUCUACACACAACACUGAUGUUAUUUUGACAGUUAAACAGUUCCUCAUUGUCAGAUAGGCAAAUGUUGCCCACUCGGUUGUUUGCUAGAUACUUCAGAAUGAAGUUGUGGAAGUCAUAUGUAAUGUCAAAAUGAAGGGGUGUCUGUACCAAACUAAGUAAUCAGCAAUCGUCAUAAACCAGUUUUCUGCACACGGCUUAUGGUUCUGGCACAACCCAUUGGUUUCUGGGACCAAUCAGAGUGUUUAGAAUGUGGUCGCAUUCUAGAAAUCCUUGAAGAGGAAGUCUGUUCCACACAUAUUGCGGUGAAGAGACAUUCUUGGCUGUGGCAAUGAGAUUGAAUAGCAAGACAAACUGUUAUAGAUCAGGCACCGAUCACUCUACAUCAGGCACCAAAGGGGACCUUCGGUCUGCCAAGCUGAACAGUGACUACUGUUGACAUUAUGACAGUGUCAUGUUUACUUUCACACCGCCUAAAAUCCCUAUAUCCCCACAAAAGGAACUGUACAUAUUGUGGCUAAUUCACUGGACCAUUGCGCAUUGUUUCUCACAUGCUCUCUGGUGAAAUGCUAGCACUGUAAUGUUGCUAAAAAUGCUAAGCAUAAAGGAAGCGGCUAUAGGGCGUAAAGGGAAAAGGGAUCAAAAUGACUGCCACUGAACUCUCAUCUGCAAACAAUUCAGUCUCUCUUUAUGCACCAUUUAACUGGAUCAAGCGCGUUGAAUGGACAUCCAUCCGUAAGAGGACGUGUUUGUUCGCGUCUACAGCUUUAACACAGAGUUGGAGAGUCAGAGGUAGAUGAUAGGCCGCACGUGUUCUGGCAGUCCACAAGCUAUAGACGCUAAAGACUCAAAUGUAAUGUGCGUCCAUGCGUCACAGUAAUUACACAAUGAUGAAAACGGAGGGGUGUUUGUAAAACACAAAUAAAAUAGUUCCUAGCAGGAAGACCUAUGGUUACGUGUAUUCUAGCUUUGACCAUUACCUUCCAGCUUCUACUGAAUGACGCAAAUUAGAUUUCUUCUCGCGGUACGACGCGAGGUAGGCUCUCUUUAUAUCUACCUCAUUGACUGCACAGUGACAGUGUGCUCUAGCUCGGUGUAGUACCAUAUUAGUUCCGGCAUGGUGAUGGUUCCACGUAGUCAUACCCAGUGCAGUGUCAACUCUGUGGGAAAGUUCAAUGAUUUCGGAGUGCAUUUAUAAUGUUGACCAAACAACCAGGUCGCUCUCAAUAGUAGGGUUGAUUCUGACCAAUCUAUUAACUGUAGAGGUCACGGUGAGUCUUGCUAGGUUAUGCCGUAAUGACCCGUUGGUGGAGAGGGUUUCCUAGGAUGUGUAGGCGGUUGAUGGGAUGCCCUCAAGUAUAAUGGCCUUGAUAUAGUUAAUGAUUUUAUAAUGUUUCAGUGUCAGAGUUAUUGUGGGAUCUCAGUCCAAUUGCUUUUAAAUGGAUUGCCUGUUGGCUAGAACGUCACUGUCAUUCUCAUUAUCUUUGUUCCGAUUUUCUUAUUUAAUGGCUGUAAUAUUAUAUUUGCUCAGUUUUUUUUUUUUUU